Molecule: messenger RNA, 2365 nt
Organism: Anopheles cruzii
Lineage: Eukaryota; Metazoa; Arthropoda; Insecta; Diptera; Culicidae
Gene: Nsun5
Product: 28S rRNA (cytosine-C(5))-methyltransferase
Exons: 3
Coding region: 1-2322 (773 amino acids)
Biological process (GO): rRNA base methylation
Cellular component (GO): nucleolus
Molecular function (GO): methyltransferase activity
Source: RefSeq, a predicted model, not a curated record
AUGGAGUCUAGCAAACUUCCUCCUGCUAGGAAAAUUCCGGUGCCACCUAACUACCGGAACGCGGCCCGUAUACUUCGGCAAGUGAUAGAGGAGAAGAAAAACCUCAAGUUGCUGUUGCAAGCUGAAAAACACUUUCGUGCCGGGAGAAGCAUCAUGAAUCGCAUUAUAGACAACUUACCGCAAAUCAACGCAAUUAUUGAGCACAUGAAUUUGGCCGUCAACCACCCGCGAAUGAAUGUGUGGCUGGCACGGGUGUUGAUUUCUGAACUUCUUUUCGGCCGUGGUGAGCUGGUGGGCUCGUCCUUGCCGGUAGAGUGUAUACGAAGUUGUGACCAGCAAAUACGCGAAGCAUUCGAGGCUACCAAAUCGAGCGUUCCAGCUGUGACGAUUUUCAAAGAACCGCGAUUCGUACGGGUGAAUACUGCCGUCCUGAACAUGGAGGAAGCCAAGCAACAGUUGAAAGAGGAAGGAUGGAUAUUGGUUGACGUUGUCUUCUUGAGCUAUCGAGCGUUCUUGGACCGAGUAUCUGCGCUUUCGGAUUACGAGUACACUGUAGACUUUCAUUUCAACGAUUUGUUAGUGUUCCCGAACAGUUCGAAAAGCUAUUGGGCGCGGGCGGAACAUCUGCGUUCAAAGUUUUUUCUACAAAACAAGGCCUGCCUGGUUCCGACAUAUUUGCUAAAGCCACCGAAAAAAUCCGUCGUUUUGGACAUGUGUGCUGCUCCCGGCCUGAAGACAACGCAUCUCGCCAACCUGAUGAAGAAUAAGGGUCGCAUUUACGCCGUAGAGCGUAACGACGACCGCUACAAACUUUUAUGUCAGUAUGCGGCACAGUUUGGCGUUAUUAAAACAAUCCACGGCGACUGUUUGGAAAUGACCGACGAUCAGGUGCCUGGCGUUGAGUACGUUUUGCUGGACCCCAGCUGCUCUGGUUCGGGUAUGCUGGACCGUCUUCGAAUGAAGGAACCAGUGGACGAGGGUCGACUCUACAAGUUGGCAGGCCUUCAGUACAAACUCCUGUCGCACGCGAUGAACGCUUAUCCCAACGUCCGGCGCAUUGUGUACUCCACCUGCUCGCUCCACGUUGAGGAGAAUGAAAUGGUUGUAAUGGGUGUACUGCGUCAUAACGGCCAUUUCAAGUUGCUCGAUGCACGUACCGAACUUGGUAUGGAGUGGCUUCAUGUUGGCUCGCCUGCGUACGAGGGUGUCGGGGAACAUUGCUUGUAUGCCCGAUCGGAGGUUGACCUUACCAUAGGAAUGUUUGUGGCAGUCUUUAGCCGGUGUGCAGAAGGCGAACAAAACGAUUUAUACAUGGCGCACGAGCAGCAAAAGCACAGUUUUGACCAGCUAGUAACGAUGGUCCAGAAUAUUAGGAAAGCAGAAAAGGAUCGCGAAGUGUCACGGGAAAUGGAAGAGAAUAACGCAGAUACCAAUGGAAAUACCAUAUCGCCUUCCCAGAACCGGGUGAGGCACAAUGCUCAUAAUCCAUUCGAAAACACAACUGCACGCAACUCCGAUUUACAUGAACAAACACUUAUGCAAGAAAACGAAAACUUGGUGAUUGAUGCAGAAGUUGUUAACAAGAAAAAGGAUAAACGGAAAAAACGAAAAAGCGAGGUUAACAAUGAUAUAAUAGAUCACAACAGCGAAACAUUUGGGACGACUGUAGAAGAAAAGGAAGACAAAAACGUUAAAUCUAAUUCAGAAAUUGCAUCAGAAUUGGUGCACGAGAAAGUCAAACGAAAAAAAGUAAAACAACAAUUUGAAGACCAGAUUUUGGAUCAGCCUGAUAGAACGGUAGAAGUAGAGUCAAAUAUAGAAAUGGACAAUAAUGUUGAAAAUUUAUCGGAAAUCGUUGAUAAGAAGGUCAAACGAAAAAAACGAAAACAUCAGGCUGAAGACAAUAUUUUGGAUCAGGCUGAUGAAACCGCAGAAUUAGGGACAAAUUUAAAAAUGGAAAAUGAUAUCGAAAAUUUAUCAGAAGUCGUUGAUAAAAAGGUCAAACGAAAAAAACGAAAGCAUCAGGCUGAAGACAAUAUAUUGGAUCUAACUGAGGGCAUCGUAGAAGUAAAGGAAGACAAAAAUAACAUAGAAAACGCACCAGAAGCUGUUGAUAUGGUGAAGGAGAAACGUAAAAAACAAAAAAAGAAAGAUAAGGAAAACAGUGGUUUUGAGCAAACAGAGACAUCGAUAGAAGUAGAGACAAACACAAAAAUGGAAAAACAUAUCGAAAUUACAUCAGAAAAGGUUGAUAAGAAGGAGAAGCGAAAAAAACGAAAGCAAAAGAUUGAGGACAUUGCAGAGUCGUACACCCUACAGUGAAAAUACACCUUAUAUAAUAACCAUUUAUUAUAAUAAAAGGACU